AGCAAAAAAUACGCGCCACAUGUCGCAGUAAACACUGCUGGGGUUUUGAAUUCUAAAUACUGAAUUCGUGCCAUAUAAAAUUUCACAGAGACACUUAAAAUACUUUUGUAAACUUCCUGAGAUUAUCAUUUUUUGUUAUGAAAAGCAAUGACAUCAUGUGGCCGGAUCCUUGAUGCAUGAUUGAUUAAAUACAUCAUCUUGAAACGUGCACUUGAUCUAAUGCUAUAUAAUGGACUGCGUUGCAACCGGAGGAAACGUGAAAGUUUUAGCAAAAGCAAUACAUUCCCUGUCGAGGAUUGGAGAGGAGCUGUAUUUGGAGCCGGUGGAAGAUGGGUUGGCCCUGCGUUCAGUCAACUCUUCCCGGUCAGCGUUUGCCUGUUUCCUGCUCUCUCCUCUCUUCUUCCAGAGGUAUCAGACUCCAUCGGAUCAGAGCUUCCGCUGCAAAAUGCCCAUCAAGAGCGUGCAGUCUGUCUUUAAGUCUCUGUCGUCUCUGGAGCGCUCGGUAGAGAAAUGUCGCAUUCAGUUCAACAAUGAGAAGAGUCGCUUGACCAUAACUCUGCACUGUAAACACGGACUCCUAAAAACACACAAUUUGUCCUUUCAGGACUGUGAAAGUUUGCAGGCUGUGUUUGACAAAGAUAGUUGUGCCAAUAUGCUACAAGCUCAAUCCAGAUUAAUGGUGGACACAGUGCUUCAUUUCCCUCCUUCUCUGGAGGAGGUGAAUCUGUCAGUGAGCAAUGAUCGAGUGUGGCUCAGAAAUCACAUCGAGGAUGAUGCAGAUUCAUCUCGAGCGAUGAUGACAGAACUCUGUUUGAGUUCAGAUGAGUUUGACCAGUUUGCUGUUAACACUCAGACCAGCAUUACCUUCUGCCUCAAAGAACUCAGAGGUUUGCUUGUGUUUGCCGAAUCUUCUGGGCUUCCAGUCUCUAUAUAUUUUGAUGAGCCAGGCAGUCCAGUUAUCCUGAGUGUGACAGACAGUGUUUUGGAGGCUAAUUUUGUUCUUGCUACGCUGUCAGAGGACUCGCACCCCAAGAACCACGUCAACGCCAACACAAAACAUCUGCAAGCCGAGCAAAUGACAGAUGACUUCAUGUGCGAUGAUAUGGACUCAGUUCUUAUUGCCAUGGAAACCAGUGAACUUCCAGGGCCAUCACAUGUACCCUCAUCCUCAUCCCCACCCCACAACACCAAUAACAGAAAACACCCGGCCAGUGAAGAUGAGGAAGAGGAGGAACAGGAGGAAGCACUUAUAGAACGACCUCCAAACAAAAAAUUUUGUUCACUUUUCUUCGGUUCGGUUCUGCUCGCUUCCUCUCAGCUGACCAAUCAGACGAUACAGAACCAGGAAGUGCUUGCAAGUGACAGUGACAAUGAAGAUCAGACAGAAUCGUGA
Molecule: messenger RNA, 1393 nt
Organism: Triplophysa rosa
Lineage: Eukaryota; Metazoa; Chordata; Actinopteri; Cypriniformes; Nemacheilidae
Gene: rad9a
Product: RAD9 checkpoint clamp component A
Exons: 11
Coding region: 230-1393 (387 amino acids)
Biological process (GO): mitotic intra-S DNA damage checkpoint signaling; DNA repair; DNA replication checkpoint signaling
Cellular component (GO): checkpoint clamp complex
Source: RefSeq, a predicted model, not a curated record